Microthlaspi erraticum is the source of this 624-nucleotide messenger RNA. The record is from the annotation of a GenBank genome assembly. NCBI's taxonomy places the organism in Eukaryota, Viridiplantae, Streptophyta, Magnoliopsida, Brassicales, Brassicaceae.
AUGAGCGGAUUCCCAACGCCACCGUCCUCAGCCACUGAUCCUCCUCCUACUUCACAGUGGUGGAAUCAACUAUAUUUAUUAAUUUUUCGUCAUAAUGAACGCACUGAAGAGGAAAAAAGGUCCAUUACUAAACCCAUGGUUCUCGGCUAUGGAGCCGCGUUCAGUUUCAUUGCCAUCUUCUUCUUGAUCUUGAAUGUUGCCAACAGACUGAUUCCCUGCAACGUCAGCUUCUCCGUGGAAUCUAUCUCCGCUUCUCCCUCUUCCGCCACGUGGCACGUCGAUUUCCUCGUGACAUCCCCGACCUCGAUGUGUCCUGUCUACUACGACGUCGAUGGCGUGUACGCGAAGCUAGGUUCCUUAACCACCACCGUUUUGAAUACAACCCACGAGGGUCUUUCACGUGGCCAUACCAAGUUUUCGGUGGAUUUAGCUACGGAGGGUAAUCAAAGCCACGUCGCUGCAGCUUUUCCUAGUGUUUUGGACGUGAAACUUAGUGCGAAGAAGAAGAAGCUUUUACUAGUAGAUGAUUACGGACAUUUCGAUAUUAGGUGUCAGAUUCUGAAUCCCGGUUAUGAGAAGACUAAAUGCCAUUCUUCUUUCAAAAAGUUGAAACAGUGUUGCUAA